AUGCCUUCCUUGCACCAUGGAGCAAUCUUUCUCGGAGCCUUACUCAUUGUGACUGGGAGUGCCACAGCCUUCCUGGGCUCAUCCCAAAGCCGCCUGCAGGCUUUCUCUCUCUGCAGUGUGGUGCUGGGGGUGGUCAUGCUUGUCCUUGGACUAUUUUGGGCAAUGAAUAGCAAAACUGUUGCAAACUACAAUCGCCGGGAGGUUGACCCAGAUUGUCCCCAUUACCCAUACAAUGAAUACACAAACUACCCAAGCCAGGCUCUCUUCUCUCCUCCACUGACACGCUUCCCAGAGUCCCAAUCAGUGUUUCUUCCCAGGACAAUGGAGCACCAGAGGGACGCUGGACGUGUGGAGGAUUUUGACUAUCCACCCAUGGACUCUGGUGGAUUUAGCCCAACACCUCACCCUCCUCCAUGGCUGGGACCUCCGCCUCCCUAUGAAGUUGCUAUCAAGACCACGUGCAGCUCUACGCACCUGCGGCGUGCAUAUUCAGACACCCACCUGGCAACAGAGCCUCUGUUUGGACAGUCCAGAGAAAUCAGCUUUGAGGUGUGA
This is a messenger RNA of Nematolebias whitei (Rio pearlfish), 555 nucleotides long. RefSeq lists its product as uncharacterized. The record is from RefSeq and is a predicted model, not a curated record. The coding region runs from base 1 to 555 and encodes 184 amino acids. The transcript is spliced from 2 exons. NCBI's taxonomy places the organism in Eukaryota, Metazoa, Chordata, Actinopteri, Cyprinodontiformes, Rivulidae.